Messenger RNA from Nymphalis io (European peacock), 4473 nucleotides. It is a transcript of the gene PHO, whose product is annotated as transcriptional repressor protein YY1-like. Bases 314 to 1489 code for a protein of 391 amino acids. Gene Ontology annotation, cellular component: transcription regulator complex; PcG protein complex. Lineage: Eukaryota; Metazoa; Arthropoda; Insecta; Lepidoptera; Nymphalidae. Gene Ontology annotation, biological process: regulation of transcription by RNA polymerase II. Gene Ontology annotation, molecular function: DNA-binding transcription factor activity, RNA polymerase II-specific; RNA polymerase II cis-regulatory region sequence-specific DNA binding. The transcript has 12 exons. The record is from RefSeq and is a predicted model, not a curated record.
UUUCGUGUGUUGCUGCUUUUUCUUCGGCGAAGUCUCAGCGAUACGAACGGGCGUCCAUUUUGCAUCGCCAUAUUGAAAUUGGUCGGACAUCUUUGGACGCCAUGUUUAGUCGGACAUAUUUUAUAAACAUUUUCGCGUAAAUUUCAAAUAUUUUUGAGCACUAAUUAUCGAACUUUUUUUCACUGAAGUGUGUGACAUAGUUUGCAGUGAAAAUUGUCUGGAAAAAAACUUUGCCUACGCAGUAGUCCAUAUUUGUCUCCAGGGGGCCGUGCAGCUUUUGUUAUAAGCUAAAUAAAGUUAGGCUGGCCUCAAAAUGAUGAAUCAAGAGAUAAUGUGUGAAGUGGAAAUAGGCACUCAUGGUGGGAUGGUAGAAAUAGAUGGAGAUGAACAAGUUGGUGUAAAGUAUGAGGAAAUAGAAACGGGUCAAUAUGAGGAGUAUAUAACAGAUGAUCAGUACGAAGAGGUUGAGGAACAGGUCAUCGGUAUGCAACAUUUAGAGGAAGACUAUAAAAUUUCAGUAGGCAGCGAGGAAGUGAUUCUACCCGGUAUGCCAGGGGAGGAAAUGCUCCAACACCACACAGAGAACGCGUAUGACGCAGGCUAUCCCGCGCCAGCUUCCACGAGCAGAAGAGGUCGCGGCCGACCCCGAGUUAACGCGAACAACACGAGUAACAUACAUCAUUUAAUGCCUAUGGGCGAAGUGCCCAUGGGUCUGAUGGAAGGUAACACUGGCAGGGCAGCGAGACGAUGGGAACAAAAACAGGUGCAAAUAAAGACUAUGGAGGGGGAGUUUUCGGUCACAAUGUGGGCUACGGGGGAGGACGAUGAUGACGGAUCCAACCCAGAACCGGACCCCGACUACACGGAGUAUAUGACAGGAAAGAAAAAUGUAUUGGGAAACGAAACGAUGCCUGGUUUAGACCUAUCUGAUCCGAAGCAGCUGGCGGAGUUCGCGCGUCCGGGACACAAGAUAAGAUUAAAGAAACCGUCUCCGGAAUCUUCAGAUAGAACUAUAGCGUGUCCACAUAAGGGCUGCUCGAAGAUGUUUCGCGACAACUCCGCCAUGAGGAAGCAUCUGCACACGCACGGGCCGCGCGUGCACGUGUGCGCGGAGUGCGGUAAAGCGUUCGUAGAGAGUUCAAAGUUAAAACGACAUCAGCUCGUCCACACGGGGGAGAAGCCAUUCCAGUGCACGUUCGAAGGGUGCGGGAAGAGGUUCUCGCUCGACUUUAAUUUAAGAACACACGUCCGAAUCCACACCGGAGACAGACCGUAUGUCUGUCCGUUCGACAGCUGCAACAAGAAAUUCGCACAGAGUACCAACCUCAAGUCGCACAUACUAACACACGCCAAAGCUAAAUCAAGAAACUCACUCUCCCGUAACGGUGGUGGUGCCUAUGAAUCAGCAAGAACAACACCUCAAUUCGUUCAGCUCGAAGUAUCCCCGGACGACUCUAAUCCACAACUGAUUUUCUACACCCACGAGUGAUGUGACAUAUAACGUGAAUGUUAUAUGCGGAUUAAGUGAAGUGAUAAAUAGAGUGAAUAAGUGUACAGUGAUUUAAAAACAAUGUGAUGAACUGAGUUAUAUAUGUACAGUCUUAUAUUAAGUUCAUAGCUAGGUGUAUAUUAUAUAAGGAGGAAAUUUUUCAUCCAGAGUUUGGAAUAAAUAGAUAUCAAACUAUACUAUAUUCCAAGAGGCGUAAAGAUGAACAAACCUUAUUUGAAUGUUCCAUGCGGUUUGUUAAUGGCUCUGCCAUAUUAUGCACAACAAACAGUUUUUAAUAUAUUUCUAUUUAUGAUACAAUAUGAUUCCAAUUUAAUUUUACAACCAAAAAUCUGUUAACAAUUACACACAUGUUCAAAACACCAUUUCUCAUGAAUUCAUAUAGAAUAGAUCUCAAGCAAUGAUGUAAUGUCGACUUAUGGUCAAAGUAGUUUGUUUAUCUUUACUCCUCCCUUUGUAUUGGGCUAUAGAUUUGCAGUUUUGUAGACAUAAAAUCAGUCCUUUCAUCUUUUUUUUUUUUUUUUAAAUCCAUACUACAAUAACAAUUGUUGCAUUCUAAUACUAAAAUAUGUAUACUUCUAUGAGAAAAAAAAUAAUUAGAAAAAAAAGGUAUAGAUUUUUUUUUUUUUUUUUGGUUAGAAUUAUAGACUACAGUGUUUUGAUUCGAAGAUAUCACACUGAAGUUUGUUGAUUUAAAAAAUAAACAAUUCUCGUUUAAUGUUAUUAAAUGAUAAAAUAUCUCAUAUAGUAAAAACAGUGAUUUAAAUUAUAACUUUAAUUGUUUUUUUUUUAACUUGGUAGGUGUUGCCAUGUGAAAUAUCUAACACCGUGCAUAAUAACUUCCUACAAAUUACGCUUUUAUAUGGUAACACUAAUACAUUUUAAUGUAAUUUUGUAGUUGUAGAACAUUUGUAAAAUCAUGCAUACAUAGAAAUUUAAUUAAAUAAGGUAAUACAUAGGUAUUAUUUCGUUAAAACAAUGUCAAUUUAACUGGAAACAAGUGUAUUGAAUGUGGUAAAAAAUUCUGCAGUUUGGGUCAAAUCCGGACCAGAUUGGUACAAGACCAAGGCUUGUAGAGAUAGUCUAAACCGAACAGUGGGCUAUUGAGGAUGAUGGGUAAAUCUCUUUUAUCAAGCCAGGUUGUACAAAGUUUAAGGAAAUUAGUCAAUUCAUUUAUAUAAGUUACUACUUACAAGCUUAGCAACGUCAGAUCCAAUGAUGUUUUGCCACAAACUUGCCUAAACUGAAGUUAAAUCCAGGAUGUCAUGGUUGGCAAUCAUUAAGAUUAUCUGUUAGACCAAUGAGGCAGAUCAAUUACGGGAGUAGGAACUGAUACAAUGCCAAAAUAUUUGUUGAUCAAUUAUUAAAAUUAAAGUCUCAGAAAUUGGCAAUAUUAUCGUAAUGUUAUAAUAAUGUUUUCAUAUAUAAAUAGACUUAUAUCCCGAUACGAUAUUCAAGGGUCUUGCUCACGAAUAGUAGAAUUGUUUACGAAGCAUUAUUGUAAAAAAUCAUUGGCUUGCAAUGUAUGGAUCAAAGGGCUAGUAAUAAUGGAUAGCAGGAUAAAUGUAUGAAUAUUACAGACACCAGUGUAUGUAUAAAAAAAUUAAUUCUACUAUCAGUAAGCAAAUUUUUUUUUAAUACACAAAAAAAGUUUAAUGCAAUAAUAUUUUUAAAUUUAUCGUUAGUAUUACCAAGAAUAAUAUAGUUACUAAAUAUUAUAAGUAAUUUUUUUUUUUUUAAUUCAAAAUACGUUCAUCAAAUGUAUGCAUGAUUUUACUCGUUUAUUUGUAAAUAAUGUAUAGAUAUGCCAAAAAGAUGUUUGUAAUAUAGAUUUUAUAUAUAAAUAUUUUCUAUUGGACGUCUGAGGGUUCUCCUGGGGAGGGGAUUUAUAUGGUAUAUAUUCUUUUAUAUCUUAGCCUGUUAAUCUGUUUCAAAUAAUAAUAAUAAUAUUUUUUAUCAAACUAAAAAUUAAACAUCAUAAUGCUUAUUAGCCUCGGCCUUAUCGGUUUAAAUAAGCCAAUAUAAAUUAAAUGUGAUCUAAAUUUAAAUUAAUGGUUCGAUAAUCGAGCACUUCAUAGUGUCCCAUUAAUGAUAGCAAUAUGUAUAUGUCCAAGGGUUUAUGUGAAAUUUUAUUUGAUCAUCAUUAGUGACUUGGAUGAAGUUUCUAUUAUAUACAACACAUUACUUACACAAAUUACAAUAAAAUUAAAAAAAUAUAUACAUUAAUGUCUAAAAUAACACACCGUGUGUGAUUGUUAAUGUUCUAUAAAACCAGUGGGAUAAACGCCUAUGUAUAUUUGACCAUGAUUGAAGAACAAAACAACAAAAGAUCUCAAGUGCCUUCACCAAAAGACCAUUUCUCUUGUGGAAAUCCUUGUUGUUAAGGGACGGUUAGUAUUUCUUACUGUGCCAAUGUGUUCGGGUAGAGUUGACCACUUAACACCAGGUGGGCCAUAUUCCAUUCUGCCUAUGUAUUAAAUAAUAAUAAAUAAGAAGAUAAGACUGAAGUCUCCAAGUAUUUUAAUAAGAGCUGUGGUACUCGUACUUCACUGCCUUACACUGGAUCUAUAUACAUAAUAUUAAAUGAGCCAUUGAUUUAACAUUAUAUGUUUAACAUGCUAAGAUAUAAAUAGAUAUAUUUUAUGUUUUUAAUAUAAUUUAUAAAGAAUGUAAACAAAUUGAAAAUUUACAGUUUUUUUUAACAGUUUUGGUUAGUUAAAAGUACACUGAUUUCUCUCUUUGUGACUUCAUUGAUUGACACACAAAAACAGUAUCGGUUAACAAAUUAUACAGGAGAGAAUAAUUUAUUUACAUUUUUUAUAAAUUAAUGAAAACAAAAUGAAGAUGAUGGUCAAGAUCUAGCCGGUACAUACAUAAGUGUGCAGAUAGUAUAUUAUAUAAUAAGUGUUUUCAUCUUUUGUUGGAGUAAGUUUAAAAUGACUGAUAAAAAUAAUGUUCUUUUUUUU